CGCGGCCGUGGCAUCUACCGAGACAUCGCCAUGGUGUAGCCCAAAGCUGGAGCACGAGGCGGCGUGCCCGUACACCAUCGCGGAAUGCGCGCGGGACGUCCAGAGCUGGACCGCGGCCGCCAAGCUGAGCGUCGAGCGCCAGGGGCCGAUGCUCGGCUUCGCCCUCCGCGCGACGGCGCGGGCCAUCGCCGACGAGGUCGCGGUUGAGAUCCUGCAGCGCGGCGCCGUGGUGGACGUCGGUGACGGCCAGGACGACGUGGCAAAGUCAGGAGUCGGCGUCCUCUUGGCGGUGCUGCUGGCCAAGUUUCCUCCUGGCCCAGAGACGCAGAUGCUCCGCGCAGGGCCUGACUUGUUAAAAUUUACGCCCAGCCGCGACGAGGACAUGCAGAGCAUGUUCCCGCGGCUCGACCUCCUGCUCGAUAGGGCAAGCCCGCGCGCGGGGCUGGGGUGUGACCGCGGGCCCCCGGGGGCGGAGCAGGAGUGCCAGCUGGUCACGGCGAGGCUGCUUCGAGACAGGGCGAUCCAAGAGAACGUCCAGCCCCUCUGGCCAGGCAGCGCGGGGGCGCCAUGCGCGUGCUUCGGUGGCGCCGACGGUUCACCGCCCCGCCUCGCCCAGCAAGCUGCUGCCCAGGACGAGUUCUUCGACGUCGGACAAGCAGCGGGCGACGAGGCGGGCGGCGACGCGCGCUGGUCCACCGACGCAGAGUGGUGGGAGCGCGAGGCCGCCGAGGACCCCUGGCCGGCCGACCGCCUGGAGGCCGAGCAGCUCGCGUCC
Messenger RNA from Prorocentrum cordatum, 775 nucleotides. The record is from the annotation of a GenBank genome assembly. NCBI's taxonomy places the organism in Eukaryota, Dinophyceae, Prorocentrales, Prorocentraceae.